CUAGCUUUAGCUUCUCUGGAAUUCUGGAACUAGUCAAAGUUCAAAACCAGAAUAUUGUCUGCCCGCCGACUGUAGAGAAGGGAACGUCUCCAUUUCCUAAUCAAUAUUUUCUCACUGUCUUCUUCCGGCCGUCGAGGAUUCCUUGAAAGAAACGCCCUGGGAAAUACUAGACAAUGUGAUGACUCAAGUCUUCAUGAAACUUGACAAAACUCAGGACAUUUCAUGUAAAUCUUUCAACUCUCUUCAAACUCCGGAACACCCUUUUCUGUCAUUACAUCACUCUCCUUGUGACCAUCUUUAGCUACAUAAACCAUGCCUUGGGCAACUCUCAGAAUCCACCGAGCACCAUUCUCCCUUUAUCCAGCGCUUCCCCCGUGGUGCUUUAAGUUUCUUCUUGACAAGUGUUAACUCCCAAAGACUAAGCUACCGUCAAUUCUUUCAUAUGUUUAGUUCUUUCGAAGUUUGCUUUAUAAAACAUUUUUGGUAAUUUAUAAUCUUAAGAGUUGUAAUAGCAGUUUAAAAAAAAAAGAAAGAAAAAGCAUCAUGGCAUCAGCAUUGUCUGGAGAUGACCUUGCCAGGUCGAUGAGCAACCGGUCAAUGAGCCGGAUGAUGAGUUUGGGUUCAGGAAGCAAAAGAGGUUGGGCUUCAGCUAGUAUCCGGGAGGCAUGGAAUAGUCAGACAGAUGUUUUCCAGAGAAGUGGGAGGGAAGAAGAUGAGGAGGAGCUCAAGUGGGCUGCCAUUGAAAGGCUUCCUACUUAUGAUCGUUUGAGAAGGGGAAUGCUGAAGCAUGUUCUGGAUGAAGGAAAGGUUGGCUAUGAGGAAGUUGAUAUUACCAAUCUUGAUAUGCAGGACAAGAAGAAUCUCAUGGAAAGUGUACUAAGGGUUGUUGAAGAGGAUAAUGAGAGGUUUCUUCUUAGACUUAGGGAGAGAAAUGAUAGGGUGGGAAUUGAUGUCCCAAGAAUUGAAGUAAGGUUUGAGCAUUUAUCUAUAGAAGGAGAUGCUUACCUUGGAACCAGGGCUCUUCCAACUUUGCUGAAUGCAACCUUGAACACAAUUGAGGGAGUUCUUGGCUUAAUCAAGCUUUUCCCUUCUAAGAAAAGAGUGGUCAAUAUACUCCGUGAUGUGAGUGGAAUAGUGAAACCAUCAAGAAUGGCUCUACUUCUAGGACCUCCAGGAUCUGGAAAAACUACAUUGCUGCAGGCGCUCGCUGGGAAGACCGGCACUGAUCUAAGGGUAUCAGGAAAAAUCACUUAUUGUGGUCAUGAAUUUCACGAGUUCUUCCCUCAAAGGACAAGUGCUUAUAUAAGUCAACAUGAUCUUCACCAUGGAGAGAUGACGGUUAGGGAGACACUUGAUUUCUCAGGGCGGUGCUUGGGGGUUGGAACUCGAUAUGAUCUCUUGGCAGAGUUGUCAAGGCGAGAAAAACAAGCAGGGAUCAAACCAGACCCUGAGAUUGAUGCAUUUAUGAAAGCUACAGCAAUGGCAGGCCAAAAGACUAGUCUAGUUACUGACUAUGUGCUCAAGAUUCUCGGACUGGAUAUAUGUUCUGAUAUUAUGGUGGGUGAUGAAAUGAGAAGGGGCAUAUCUGGUGGACAAAAGAAACGUGUAACUACAGGAGAAAUGUUGGUUGGACCUGCCAAGGCUCUUUACAUGGAUGAGAUUUCAACUGGUCUUGAUAGUUCUACGACUUUUCAGAUUGUAAGGUUUAUGAAGCAGAUGGUGCAUAUCAUGGAUGUAACUAUGAUAAUCUCUCUUCUGCAACCUGCACCAGAAACCUAUGACCUUUUCGAUGACAUUAUCUUACUUUCUGAGGGUAAGAUAGUGUAUCAAGGACCACGAGAAAAUGUUCUUGAAUUCUUUGAAAGUGUGGGAUUCAAAUGUCCUGAGAGAAAAGGAGUCGCAGAUUUCUUACAAGAAGUAACGUCCAGAAAGGACCAGCAGCAGUAUUGGUGCAGAAAGAAUGAACCUUAUCAAUAUAUAUCUGUACCAGAGUUCGUGGAGCAUUUCAACUCUUUCCACAUUGGUCAAAAGCUCGAUGAUGAACUUAGAAUUCCUUAUGAUAAAUCUAAAGCUCAUCCAGCUGCUUUGGUGAAAGAGAAGUAUGGAAUCUCAAACUGGGAACUUUUCAAGGCUUGCUUUGCAAGAGAGUGGCUAUUGAUGAAGCGCAACUCUUUCGUGUAUAUAUUCAAGACCACUCAAAUUACCAUUAUGUCUGUCAUUGCUUUCACAGUGUUUUUUAGGACAAAAAUGAAGGCUGGUCAUAUAUCAAAUGGAGUGAAAUUCUAUGGUGCACUGUUCUUUAGUCUCAUUAACGUUAUGUUUAAUGGGAUGGCAGAGCUUGCACUGACCAUAUUUAGGCUUCCAGUAUUCUUCAAACAAAGGGAUUUCUUGUUUUAUCCAGCAUGGGCCUUUGCCUUGCCAAUUUGGGUCCUUAGGAUCCCCCUUUCUUUGCUAGAGUCAGGGAUAUGGAUCAUCCUCACAUACUACACUAUUGGUUUUGCUCCAGCUGCUAGUAGGUUUUUCCGUCAAUUCUUGGCGUUCUUUGGUAUUCACCAGAUGGCUCUCUCUCUCUUCCGCUUCAUUGCUGCAGUUGGAAGGACACAGGUUGUAGCAAACACACUUGGUACCUUUACCCUCCUCGUAGUUUUUGUCCUUGGUGGAUUUGUUGUAGCCAAAGAUGACAUCAAGCCAUGGAUGAUAUGGGGCUACUAUGUCUCUCCCAUGUCAUAUGGACAAAAUGCCAUUGUCAUCACUGAAUUUCUUGACAAAAGAUGGAGUGCUCCUUACCCUGUGUCAUCUAAUGAAUCGACCACAGUAGGGAAGAUUCUUCUCAAAUCCAGAGGCAUGUAUACAGAAGAGCACUGGUAUUGGAUUUGUGUUGCUGCACUCCUUGGAUUUUCUCUGCUUUUUAAUCUCUGUUUUAUUGCGGCAUUGACAUAUUUGAAUCCUCUGGGAGAUUCCAAAUCUGUUGUUCUGAGUGAAGAUGAUGAGAGUAAGAGCAAGAAGCAGUCAUCUUCUGAUGGACAGCAUAAUUUGAGAUCCAUAGAAAUGAGUAAAACGUCAACCGCUGCAUUGUUUGAAGGCACUGAUGAUACGACUGUGAAGAAUACUCCUGACAACUCAAUACUUAGUGCUGCAGACCAGGCACCUACAAAGAGAGGAAUGGUGUUGCCCUUCCAACCCUUGUCACUUGCAUUUAACCAUAUGAAUUACUAUGUUGACAUGCCUGCUGAAAUGAAGAGCCAAGGAAUUGAAGAGACCCGUCUUCAAUUACUGCGAGAUGUAAGUGGUGCUUUCAGGCCUGGUGUCCUAACAGCAUUGGUUGGGGUUAGUGGCGCUGGAAAGACCACCUUGAUGGAUGUGCUCGCAGGAAGAAAAACUGGUGGGUAUAUUGAUGGAAGUAUUAGCAUUUCUGGCUACCCGAAGAACCAAGAAACUUUUGCUCGGGUUAGCGGCUACUGUGAACAAAAUGAUAUCCAUUCUCCACAUGUUACUGUCUAUGAAUCUCUUGUGUACUCUGCAUGGCUUCGUCUUGCAAAGGAGGUUAAUGCAGAAACACGAAAGAUGUUUGUUGAAGAAGUAAUGGAGUUGGUAGAGCUAAAUCCUCUCAGGAAUUCUCUAGUUGGCCUUCCAGGAGUUGAUGGCCUUUCAACCGAACAGAGAAAGAGGCUAACAAUAGCUGUUGAAUUGGUUGCUAAUCCCUCGAUCAUCUUCAUGGAUGAACCAACUUCAGGCCUUGAUGCUAGAGCAGCUGCAAUUGUCAUGCGUACUGUGAGAAAUACAGUGGAUACGGGGAGAACCGUGGUCUGCACAAUUCACCAACCAAGCAUAGACAUUUUUGAAGCUUUUGAUGAGUUAUUCUUGAUGAAGAGAGGAGGACAGGCCAUUUACGCUGGACCACUUGGACUCCAUUCUCACAAACUUAUAGAAUACUUUGAAGCUGUACCAGGGGUUCCAAAAAUCAAAGAAGGUUACAAUCCUGCCACAUGGAUGUUGGAAAUUAGUUCAACUGCUGUCGAGGCCCAACUUGAUGUAGAUUUUGCUGAAAUUUAUGCCAAAUCUGAACUUCAUAGGAAAAAUGAGGAGCUUAUCCAAGAUUUAAGCACCCCAGUACCUGGAACUAAGGACCUUCACUUCUCCACCAAAUAUUCUCAAGACUUCUUUACUCAAUGUCGAGCCUGCUUCUGGAAGCAGCACUGCUCGUAUUGGAGGAACCCACAAUACAAUGCCAUCCGAUUCUUCAUGACAGUUAUUGUUGGUAUCAUAUUUGGAAUGAUUUUCUGGGACAAAGGGGAUAAGAUACACAAGCAACAAGAUCUAAUGAAUCUGCUGGGAGCUAUGUACUCUGCUGUCCUUUUCCUUGGCGCCACCAACACUUCAGCAGUACAAUCUGUUGUGGCAAUUGAAAGAACAGUCUUUUAUCGUGAAAGAGCAGCAGGAAUGUAUUCACCAUUGCCUUAUGCAUUUUCUCAGGUGGCAAUAGAGGCAAUAUAUGUUUCAAUCCAAACAUUGGUAUAUAGUUUACUGCUUUACUCAAUGAUUGGAUUCCACAUAGAUGUUGGAAAGUUCUUGUUGUUCUACUACUUCAUAUUGAUGUGCUUCAUGUACUUCACACUCUACGGGAUGAUGCUUGUGGCUCUCACUCCUAACCAUCAAUUUGCUGCCAUUGUUAUGUCCUUCUUUCUAAGCUUCUGGAACCUGUUUUCUGGUUUCCUCAUCCCUAGGACGGAAAUUCCAAUUUGGUGGAGGUGGUACUAUUGGGCUUCUCCAGUUGCAUGGACAAUCUAUGGCCUGGUGACUUCCCAAGUGGGUGACCAACUUGCUCCUGUUGAUAUACCAGGAGAACCCGAACUGACUGUGAAAAAUUACCUUGAGACACACCUAGGGUUUGACUAUAGUUUCCUUCCAGCAGUUGUUGUAGCCCAUAUUGGCUGGGUCCUUCUCUUCUUAUUUGUCUUUGCCUAUGGAAUCAAGUUCCUUAACUUCCAAAGGAGGUGAGAAAAUGCCCCAACAUUUUCUUUGUGCAUGAAUAAUUGUGUGAAGGGGGGAUUUGUUAAUGUCUAUUGUUUGUUUAUCAUAAAAAAUUUGUAUAAUCUGAACAGUUGGGGUACUCAUAUCCUGCAUUGUUCUUUGAUUCCAAUAAAAGAUAUUCUCUUAUUAUUGUCUACCAGGGUUCUUCAUGCUCCCUCUUAGUAUAUUCCUUUCUUUGGAGCAAGCGAGAAACAAAGCAGAUCAGCUUUCUUGCUGUUGUAUCCAUUUGCGAUACUCCCUCUAUCUUCAAACUCAUGGAAUUCAGAAUUAAGCUAGAAAUUAAGGCAUCUCUACUGAUAUAAUGUACUCA
This is a messenger RNA of Theobroma umbraticum, 5341 nucleotides long. Its product is annotated as pleiotropic drug resistance protein 2-like. NCBI's taxonomy places the organism in Eukaryota, Viridiplantae, Streptophyta, Magnoliopsida, Malvales, Malvaceae. Gene Ontology annotation, cellular component: membrane. The record is from RefSeq and is a predicted model, not a curated record. Gene Ontology annotation, molecular function: ABC-type transporter activity; ATP hydrolysis activity; ATP binding.